Molecule: messenger RNA, 1327 nt
Organism: Argiope bruennichi
Lineage: Eukaryota; Metazoa; Arthropoda; Arachnida; Araneae; Araneidae
Product: protein ABHD11-like
Exons: 6
Coding region: 328-1185 (285 amino acids)
Source: RefSeq, a predicted model, not a curated record
GAAACAUACAAAGAAUUAUUAGAAAUUUAGGCAACGUUUUACCUAUUUAACGUUUUUCCUAUUUGAACUGAAGACAAUUUUAUAAAAUAUAAUUUGUGUAACUUCUAACAGCUUAUAGUCUACUAUAAGGCUGAAUUCCAAAAUUAUUACGAAAGAGAAUAGAUUUAUAUCCACUUCUGAUUAAAAUUUAUAUUUUUAUUCUGAAGAAUACGAGAUGCCAACUUCAAGACAUGAUUAUUUUUAAAGAAAGUCAAUAUAUUAUGUGAUAUUAAAGAACAAAUAAGCAUAAAAAGAGUAUAAUAAAUAAAUUUGCGAAAUUAGCUGACAAUGCAAUUGAAAUAUGACGUCUACAUCCCAAAGUAUGUCAACAACAGUUUGGCUCCUAUCAUUCUGUUACAUUCCAUGCUUGAAACGAAAAAAACAUGGUUGCAUAUAGCACCAGAGAUUAUAAAAUUCACUGGCAGAAAGGCUUAUGCAAUAGAUGCAAGAAAUCAUGGAGAAAGUCCAUGGACUGAUGAAUAUUCUAUUGAUGCGAUGACAAACGACUUGGAAGAGUUCCUUUUUCAACACAAAAUAAAUAAAAUUAUUCUUGUUGGACACAGUAUUGGAGGGAAAGUUGCCAUACAAUAUACUUUUAGGAAGCCUCAAAGUGUGGAGAAGCUUAUUAUUGAAGAUUCCACUCCAAGAAAUUUCAUAAAAGGUGGUGGAAGAUCUGUAACCCUCGGGUUGAAUAUGCUCAAAGAAUUAAAUGACCUGAUUCCGAAAAAUAAAGACAAACAGAAGACAAUUGACUUUUUAAAGAAUAUAUUUGUGCAAUUUGAUGCUGAAUUGGGGGCAUCAAAAGAGGCGAUACUGAAAUAUGAUUUUGAUAUUUUGCCUAUAAAGUGGGAAGGAGAUUCUUUUUCUCUGCAUUUAAAUAUGGAUGUACUGGCAGACGCCAUGUUCAACCACAAAUUACAGCAAAACAUUUCAGGCACUUUUGAAGGAGAUGUUUUGCUUUUAUAUGGUAAAAAGUCGCAGUUCAAAAUAGGAUCAGACAAAGAAAUUCUGAAGCACUUCCCUCGAACGAAGAAAAUCGAAUUUGAAAAUGCUGGGCAUUUCAUCCAUCACGUAUUUCCCAAAGAAUUUACUCAAGAAGUUGUUAAUUUCAUUAAUAAAGGAUCUAUAAUGCACUCAAAGUAUUAAAAAUAAAUUCUAUGAGAUGUUUGAUUUCCAUUUUCAUGUUUUCGUUGAAAAUAAUUUUUUUUUCUUACACAGUCGAUUUAACCGAGACACAUUGGGAAUUCAAAUGGAUUAUAUUUUUAAAAUUAAAUCAUCCUUUUAAAUG